AUGCCUCUGACUGUGUCUGUGUCUCUGUGUUGUGUGUCAAUCUUUCCUCCGCCUCUCUGUCCCUCUCUGUCCCUCUCUAUUCCCUGUCCCUCUCUGUCCCUCUCUGUCCCUCUCUGUCCCUCUCUGUCUCUCUCUGCUCCUCUCUGGCUCUCUCUGCUCCUCUGGCUCUCUUUGUCCCCAACUGUUUCUCUCUGCCCCUCUCUGUCUCUCUCGAACCAAUUCAUUCUUCGCUCUCUUCUCUCUCUCUUCUCUCUCUUCUCUCUCUUUUCUUCUCUCUCUCUCUUUUCUCUCUCUUUUCUCUCUCUUUUCUUCUCUCUCUCUCUUUUCCUGUGGUCGUGUGACCCAUAUUCGGCUGUGGAGGGCGAGGGCGUCCUCCGACGUCAACAGCUCAAGCAACAACGCCAGCAUGUGAUAUCCAUGGCCCGCCGCGAAACAAAGGAUUGGUCGUUCGAGACACCAGAAAAGGAACGCCUGCGUGAGAGCGAUGCCCGUGAAGUCAACUGGGCUCGAUGGGGACCAUAUCUGAGUGAGCGCCAAUGGGGCACCGUGCGCGAAGAUUACAGCGAGGACGGAUCUGCCUGGGACUACUUUACCCAUGACCAAGCCCGCUCCCGCACCUAUCGUUGGGGCGAGGACGGCCUCCUCGGCAUCACGGACCGUGAAUGCCGUUUGUGCUUUUCGCUUGCCCUUUGGAAUGAGGAGGACCCCUUUUUGAAGGAACGCCUCUUUGGUCUGAGUGGUCCUGAGGGCAACCACGGGGAGGACGUGAAGGAGCUGUACUACUACAUCGACGCAACGCCCACCGCCAGCUACCUCAAAGCCUUGUACAAGUACCCGCAUGCCGCCUACCCCUACGAAGAGCUGGUCAAAGAGAAUGCCGACCGCUCCAAGAAGGAUCCAGAGUAUGAGAUCCUUGACACAGGCGUAUUCGACAACAACGCCUAUUUUGACGUCCAAGCUGAAUAUGCCAAGAAAGGGCCCAAUGACAUCGCCAUACGCCUGACCGUCACAAACCGGGGCUCUGAGCCUCACACAUGCCACGUUCUGCCCAACCUCUGGCUGCGCAACACCUGGACCUGGGGCACCGAGGACGAAGUAACUUGUUGCCUCGUGACCUAUGCAUACAUCUGCAUUGCACUCAUUCCCUGUGCCAUGAAUGUGCGCCACAUGCUGCUAGUUGGGUCUAGCAAGGGCUACGUCAAGGAAAUGCGAGGCCUGAACAGCCAGGGCAUGGUCGAGUUUGAGGCCAAACAGGAAACCUUGGGGACCUUCCGCCUCAUGGCUGAGCGCCGUGACAUUCAAACGACUCUUUUCACGGAUAACGAAAACAACACAAAGCGCCUUUUUGCUGAUGAGGAGCGGCGCCCAGCCAAAAAGGACGAGCUUGCAGAUGAAGAAUCCGACUCGGACGACCAAGUGAACGUCGCUGGCUCCCACGCCACGCAGGCUGAAGGCCAAGGCAACAUUGACGGAACAGAUCGUGGCCAAUGCCGCAAAAAAUGUUCCCAGUCGACUCCAGACAACGAUGAUGUCCCUCGCACCCCUGAGGGUGAUCCCGCCUAUGCCAAGGAUGCUUUUCAUGCCUUUCUCGUUGACGGAGAUGAAAAAGCCGUCAAUCCAGCCAAGACCGGCACCAAGGCCGCUAUGCACUACAAACUUUCCUUGGAGCCUGGAGAAAAGCGUGUCUUGCGCUUGCGCCUGGUCGACUUUGACGAUGAGUACUCCAAGCAAGAUAUCACAGCAGAUGACAAAGAGUUUGGGCCCGACUUUGACGCCCUCUUUGAAACGCGUAUCAAGGAGGCCGAUGAAUUUUACCAGCAUCGGCUGAACGGGCUCACUGAGGAGCAGCGCCGCAUUCAGCGCGAAGCGUAUGCCGGCCUCAUCUGGAGCAAGCAGUUUUACUUCUACAUCGUCGAUCAGUGGCAAGACGGCGAUCCCAACAUGCCGCGGCCACCGUCCCAGCAUCCCAAAGUUCGAAAUGAAGAUUGGACUCAUCUGCACUCGCGAGACAUCAUCUCCAUGUGCGACAAGUGGGAGUACCCAUGGUUUGCUGCAUGGGACCUGGCCUUCCACAUGAUUCCUAUGGCCGUGAUUGACCCUGGUUUUGCCAAAAACCAGCUCAUCCUAUUCUUGCGCGAGUGGUACAUGCACCCCAAUGGCCAGCUACCAGCAUACGAGUGGAAUUUUGGCGAUGUCAACCCCCCAGUGCACGCUUGGGCAUGUUGGCGCGUGUACAAACUGACAGCGCCCCAGGGCCAGCGAGAUUUGACCUUCUUGAAACGCUGCUUUCACAAGCUCAUGCUAAACUUCACUUGGUGGGUCAAUCGCAAGGAUCCCUUUGACGAGCACAUUUUCUCUGGCGGCUUCUUGGGCCUGGACAACAUUGGCCUGUUUGAUCGAUCGCAACCGCUCGAACAUGGUGAAUUGCUGCAAGCUGAUGGCACCUCAUGGAUGGCCUUCUUCUCUAUUACCAUGCUCGACAUGGCCUUGGAGUUGGCCGUGCAAGACGAGGCCUAUGAAGACAUUGCCAGCAAGUUCUUCGAGCACUUUGUGCAAAUUAGCCAUUUGCGCUCCAUGGUUGGGCUCAUCCCCAUGUACGCUUGCCUGGUGCUGGACAACGAGGUCUUGGACAAGCUACCCAACUUUCGCAAGCGCCUCAAUUGGUUUCUCAAACACACUCCAGAUCUGGCACAACAGGUACAAAUUUCAUGUGACAUUGACAAGGACGAGGCGGUGAAGGAGCAUACUCGUCGCCACUUGUUGGCCAUUCCCUCUCGGGAGCGUCUCCGAUGCCUGCUCGAGUACAUGUUCGACGAGAAGGAAUUUUUGGCGCCUUACGGCAUUCGCUCUCUCAGCAAAGCCUAUUCAGAAGAGCCAUACGUGACCACGGUCAACGAGGAUGAGGUGAGCGUCGAGUAUGACCCGGCAGAAAGCACCACAGCCCUUUUUGGUGGCAAUUCCAAUUGGCGCGGACCCGUGUGGUUCCCCGUCAAUUUUCUUUUGAUUGAGUCCUUGCAGCGAUACUACUACUUCUUCGGCGAUGAUUUUAAGAUAGAAGUGCCGACGGGCUCUGGCCAUCUUAUGAAUCUUCAAGAGGCCUCGGAGUAUCUCUGCAAACGCCUUGUGUCUCUCUUUGAGAAGCACGUUGGCGACAUUCCUUUUGAUUUCCAGGACAAAAAAGGCGAGCGUCCGUGCCACCGGCAUGACUCUGUCAAGAACAUUCACGAUGACCACCCACUCUUCUACGAGUACUUUCAUCCAGAAGAAGGACGUGGCGUUGGCGCCAGUCAUCAGACGGGCUGGACAGCUCUUGUGGCACGCUGCGUGGACCUGAUGUCACUGCACCAUCACCGCCGUCUCUCGUCCUCGAGCGCGCCUCAGUGUGAAGAAGGAAGAAGAGAGAGAAAAAAUAGAAAAGAACUGCGGAAGUGGCGACGUCCUCGGCUCACUCUCCAAGUGCCCAGAAGGAUGGACGCUCACUUUACGGAGAACUCGCGCUUUGAGUUCAGUGCUCAGCAUUGCGGAUCAACCACAGGCCAUGCGCGCUCCGAAACACAUCUCCUUGACUUUAUCGAGGGCCAGCGUGCGCUCGGCAUCAUCGCCACACACUCAACGAUGGACGAUCUGGUUAUCGUCGUCCUCAAUCGCUACGGCAUCAAAGUCACUGACCUUGAGCAAGAAGAGGUUUUUUUUCGAGCACCACUCGAAACCAUCGUCAGCGUCAUCUACUACGUUGAACAAGAUGGCUCUCACAUGGUUGUUCUGGACACCUGCAAAGCACAUGCCACCAAUCAUGGCUUCCACGUCUUCAAGUUCUACGAUCAGGCAUGUUUGGUCCAAAACGCUUUCUCGCGCACGGCUGCGGAAACGUUUUCGCAGCGCUGUCAGGAAGCGUUUGCCUUGCUCAAGGCCAAGGUCGAUGCUUUGGAUGAGUAG
Monosiga brevicollis MX1 is the source of this 3936-nucleotide messenger RNA. RefSeq lists its product as uncharacterized. Gene Ontology annotation, biological process: oligosaccharide metabolic process; protein N-linked glycosylation. The record is from RefSeq and is a predicted model, not a curated record. Gene Ontology annotation, cellular component: endoplasmic reticulum membrane. Lineage: Eukaryota; Choanoflagellata; Craspedida; Salpingoecidae. The transcript is spliced from 31 exons. Gene Ontology annotation, molecular function: Glc3Man9GlcNAc2 oligosaccharide glucosidase activity. Bases 1 to 3936 code for a protein of 1311 amino acids.